Branchiostoma floridae (Florida lancelet) is the source of this 1885-nucleotide messenger RNA. RefSeq lists its product as uncharacterized. The record is from RefSeq and is a predicted model, not a curated record. The transcript has 6 exons. NCBI's taxonomy places the organism in Eukaryota, Metazoa, Chordata, Leptocardii, Amphioxiformes, Branchiostomatidae. Bases 134 to 940 code for a protein of 268 amino acids.
CCGAUUCUUGGGGGUAUAAAAGUUGCCCACGUUCGUUUCUCGCCAUGAAUGAGUGUAGGAGCAGUCGAGGAAACACCUCCAGUGUAGGGAUCAACGUUUUUUACUACUACCUCGAUCCAACUUUUAUGCAACUAUGGCCAAGUGUACAUUCCAUUGUCAAGAGGACACCUCGGAGCUCGUCGCGUUCUGCUUGCUGCUACUGCUAACCAUGGCCGCGGUAGGAGACUCCAGCCCAAUCCCUCCCACAACUACAAGAUCAGCGACAACAGAAAGAAGAACGGCCUGCGAGCAACUAGACGAGAACGUCCGCAUCGUCCACAGACUUUUUCUCACCACAGAAAAAUUCUUUAAACACUUCAAUGAGCUAAGGUUCGGCAACCCGGAGUAUUCCAACCGUGACCUGACUCUCAGAGGGCUUCCUGAACUUAGCACGUCUUACACCGACUGGGAAAGUUUAACGAGUGAUGUACGUCUGACCACCAUGCGCCACAACCUCCACCUACUCUACCCUUUCUUAGACGUGCUGGAAGUAGACGAGGGCGAGGCUGUGGUGAGAGAAGCCGGGAGGCUGGAGGAGAAGUUGUCCAGGCAACUACAGAACGUCUUGUCGCACACGAGAAGCCUCAUGCGCGCCAUUAGUACUACGAAUACAACAUGGUCCUAUGUCACAUGCCUGUUGUUAUGCAAUAAUGAAACAGAAACAGAAACAAAGAUGCACUUGAUGAACAUUGAGAAUGACGAGACCGACAACGCAACACCAGCGCCCGUGCAUCUCUCCGAAACGCCUUCCGAGUACGACCGCAGUCUCCGAGACCACAUUAUUAUACGAGACUUCGUGGACUUUCUCAGGAGAGUCCAACGAGACUUCAUGAAACUUCGCUACAACAAUGGCUGCCGCAGAACGACACGGAGUCCCACCCACACCGGGAGACGGUCGUGACGUCAUCGACUCGUGAGCGCAUCUUCGCGUAUCUGAUGACGUCAUAAACUUGCCAAGGAGAAGCAGUUAAAAAAUUCCGUGCCAACGUGGAGCAAAAAAAACAACAACUGUAGAAUAUUUUUUCAUGCGGGUAGCAUAUGCAGAAAUUUCAUUCGCAGGUAACUUUUAAUCCGUUCCAUGCCGCAUCAGCUGUGACGUAAUCCCAAGUGGCCGCCUCACGCGACAUUGUGUUUGAACUCUGAACCCUGGUUGCCGGGCAACCAUUCCUUCUAAGAGUAUCUAUUCCCUGUUUCCAAAGUCAACCUUAGUGUACACUAUUUUGAUACUAUUAAGGGUUUAAUACGGAAUUUUGUAUAUUUUUUAUACUUCUCAUGAAUCGUGCGAAGUUUGUUGCAUAGUGACCCCGACACACGCUGGUAUAAAUGCUGCUAGUUAGGACAUGAUGUGUGCGUGUGCAAUAUGUAUGUCAGCAUGACAUAGUAUUUAUUGUGUAUCAUAAAACACAUUUAGCUAUAGCAAACAAAAAUCUUAUAUGGAAAUCACAAUGUUACCGGGUGCUACAAAAACUAUUGUGCCAGAGAAUACUGAAAAUAUCAAUAUUUAAGCAAAGAUAGAUAUCUAUAAGACUGCGUCACAACACUAGUUGAAUUGUACAUAAGAUAGAAACUUUGUGGUAGGUUUAUGGUUAAGCUUAUUUAUUGUGUGUUUUCUUAUUAUUUAUUUAUCAAUAAGGUUUAUACCCCUACAGUUCAUUCAGUUAUACUUCAGAUAUUUAAUUUAUCAUGUGGCGUUAUCGCACCUUUGAUUUUGUUUUAAUGCUAUUUAUUACAGUAAUUUAUAAGAUUUGCCUUUAAUUAUUUAUACCAAAGAAUUUCAAAACCAACGUAUUGUUAAAAUGUGUGUAAUUCUACAGAGAGUUGAAUGAAUAAAGAGUUUUUUUACAAG